Medicago truncatula (barrel medic) is the source of this 3143-nucleotide messenger RNA. RefSeq names its product probable alpha,alpha-trehalose-phosphate synthase [UDP-forming] 9. The record is from RefSeq and is a predicted model, not a curated record. Bases 193 to 2763 code for a protein of 856 amino acids. The transcript has 4 exons. Gene Ontology annotation, molecular function: trehalose-phosphatase activity. Gene Ontology annotation, biological process: trehalose biosynthetic process. Gene Ontology annotation, cellular component: cytosol. NCBI's taxonomy places the organism in Eukaryota, Viridiplantae, Streptophyta, Magnoliopsida, Fabales, Fabaceae.
UAUAUAAAAAACGAAAAAUCUUGCAGUUGCCGUUCUCAUUUUGUUCUUUUCAAUCUCUCCGUAACUCAAAUCUCUCUCUCUCUCUCUCUAAAACUUUCUCUCUCUUCACUACGCGUUUCACCUCACCGGAAUCUCGCCGUCGCCGUUACCUUCGCCGAAAGAAGAUUGUUGAAGAAGCAACGUUGACAAGUCAUGACAUCAAGAUCGUAUGCUAAUCUUUUAGACUUAGCUGGUGGAGACUUGCUUGAUAUUCCUCACACCCCAAGAAGUCUUCCAAGGGUUAUGACUGUUCCUGGGAUUAUUUCUGACCUUGACGGUGAAUCAGAUGUUAGCUCUUCUGGAUGUCGGGAGCGGAAAAUCAUUGUGGCAAACAUGUUGCCGCUGCAGGCUAAAAGAGAUAUUGAUACUGCUAAAUGGUGUUUCAGUUGGGAUGAGGAUUCAAUUCUAUUACAAUUAAAAGAUGGGUUUUCUUCUGAUACUGAGGUAAUCUAUGUGGGUUCCCUCAAGGUUGAGAUAGAUGCUAGUGAGCAGGAUGAAAUUGCUCAGAGAUUAUUGGAUGACUUUAAUUGCGUGGCCACCUUUCUACCCCAUGACCUGCAGAAAAAGUUCUAUCUUGGUUUUUGUAAGCAGCAGCUCUGGCCUCUCUUCCAUUAUAUGCUACCCAUAUGCUCAGAUCAUGGUGAUCGCUUUGACCGAGUGCUUUGGCAGGCUUAUGUUUCUGCAAACAAAAUAUUUGCAGACAAAGUCAUGGAAGUGAUUGAUCCCGAUGAUGAUUUUGUUUGGGUUCAUGACUACCACUUGAUGAUUUUGCCUACUUUCUUAAGGAAACGAUUUCAUCGAGUUAAACUUGGGUUUUUUCUUCACAGUCCUUUCCCGUCAUCUGAAAUUUACCGGACUUUGCCAGUAAGGGAUGAAAUUCUCAAAGGAUUGUUGAAUUCGGAUUUAAUUGGUUUUCAUACAUUCGAUUACGCACGUCACUUUCUUUCUUGCUGCAGUAGAAUGCUAGGUCUGGACUAUGAAUCUAAGCGCGGACAUAUAGGACUUGAUUACUUUGGCCGCACUAUAUUUAUCAAAAUUUUGCCGGUAGGAAUUCACAUGGGUAGGCUUGAUUCUGUAUUAAAUCUUCCUUCUACAUCCUCUAAGCUAAAAGAGAUUCAGGAAGAGUUUAAGGAUAAGAAAGUUAUUCUUGGUGUGGACGACAUGGAUAUUUUUAAGGGUAUCAAUCUGAAAUUUCUAGCUGUGGAACAGCUGCUACAGCAGAACCCAAAUUUGCAGGGUGAAGUUGUCCUAGUUCAAAUUAUAAAUCCUGCGAGGGGUUCAGGGAAGGAUGUUCAGGAAGCAAAGAAAGAAGCAUAUUUAAUUGCCAAGAGGAUCAAUGACAUUUAUGGUUCAAAACAUUAUCAGCCAGUCAUUAUCAUUGACCGCUCUGUUCCUCGUUUCGAGAAGAGUGCUUAUUAUGCUCUAGCAGACUGUUGCAUUGUCAAUGCUGUAAGGGAUGGAAUGAACCUAGUCCCAUACAAAUAUAUUGUCUGCAGACAGGGAACUGCAAAGCUGGAUGAAGCUGUGGGCAGGCAAAGUGAUUCUCCUCGCACAAGCAUGCUUGUUGUGUCUGAGUUCAUUGGUUGCUCACCUUCUCUGAGUGGGGCCAUCAGGGUCAAUCCCUGGGAUAUAGAUGCAGUUGCCGAUGCUAUGAAUUUAGCCCUCAAUAUGGGGGUUUCCGAGAAGAAGUUGCGCCAUGAGAAACACUAUCGAUAUGUUAGUACUCAUGAUGUGGCAUAUUGGGCACGCAGUUUUAUGCAGGAUUUGGAGAGAGCCUGCAAAGAUCAUUACACUAAAAGGUGCUGGGGAAUUGGUCUGGGCUUGGGGUUCAGAGUUAUUUCACUUUCUCAUGGUUUUAGGAAGCUGUCCAUUGACCAUAUUGUAUCAGCAUACAAAAGAACGAGUAGAAGGGCCAUCUUUCUUGAUUAUGAUGGCACUCUUGUACCACAAUCUUAUAUUAAUAAAACCCCCAGCCCUGAAGUCGUAUCUGUGCUUAAUUCUCUGUGUAAUGAUACCAAAAAUAUUGUGUUCAUUGUUAGUGGAAGGGCAAGAGAUUCUCUGAAUGAAUGGUUUACAUCAUGCAAACUGCUGGGACUUGCAGCUGAACAUGGUUACUUUUUAAGGUGGAAUAGCGACUCUGAAUGGGAAACAAGUCAUUUGUUUGCGGAUCUUGAUUGGAAACAGGUGGUGCUGCCGGUCAUGCAGUCGUAUACAGAAGCAACUGAUGGAUCUAAUAUUGAAGUCAAGGAAAGUGCUUUGGUGUGGCAUCAUCAAGAUGCAGACCCUGAUUUUGGCUCCUGCCAAGCCAAAGAAUUGCUGGACCACUUGGAAAGUGUUCUUGCUAAUGAACCAGCAAUUGUUAAAAGAGGCCAACAUAUUGUUGAAGUUAAGCCACAGGGAGUAACCAAAGGUUUGGUAGCUGAGAAGGUUCUCUUGAAUAUGGUUAAUGCCGGUAAUCCACCAGAUUUCGUGAUGUGCAUUGGAGAUGAUAGGUCUGAUGAAGACAUGUUUGAAAGCAUUUUGAGUACAGUCUCGUGCCCAUCGUUACCAUCAGCUCCCGAGAUUUUUGCUUGCACUGUAGGUAGGAAGCCCAGCAAGGCAAAAUAUUUUCUUGAUGACACCACCGAUGUUGUAAAGUUGCUUGACGGCCUUGCUACCUCGACAAAUCAAAAGCCCAAACAUCUUGCCCAAUUCCAGGUUUCUUUUGAGAGCACAGUUUCUUAGGCAGGCCAAUACAGCAUUGUUGGUUUGUUAUGCGAGGGUUCUGAUCCUGUGAAUCAGAAAUUUUUGGGCAUUAAUCUUUAACCUGACGAAUAGUGCGACUUUGCUGGUGUGGAUCAGAUUCUUUCUGGGCUCCUGAAUCGGUUUGCAUGGCAUCAGUAUGGUUGACGUGUGGUUCGUGGAUGAACUGACAGUUUUUUCUUGUACAUGGUAACAUCAAUUGUUAUAUUUACUGGUGAUUCAUUGAGCAUUGGUUUUGCUUUAAAUUUAUCGACCUGAUUGAUUGUUGCUUGUACUGAAAGAGCAGCACCGAAAUUUCAAACAUGUAUAGUUACAGUAUUUGGUUACAUACAUAAUUCAAUUAUGGUUUGAAAUCUCUUUAA